Pararge aegeria (speckled wood butterfly) is the source of this 4067-nucleotide messenger RNA. It is a transcript of the gene Tsp, whose product is annotated as cartilage oligomeric matrix protein. NCBI's taxonomy places the organism in Eukaryota, Metazoa, Arthropoda, Insecta, Lepidoptera, Nymphalidae. The transcript is spliced from 23 exons. Bases 150 to 3794 code for a protein of 1214 amino acids. Gene Ontology annotation, cellular component: extracellular region. Gene Ontology annotation, molecular function: calcium ion binding. The record is from RefSeq and is a predicted model, not a curated record. Gene Ontology annotation, biological process: cell adhesion.
CAUGCGCGUAAGCACUCCGCGCACGCGCACUCGCUACGAAAGCUCUGAACUUUAAAUUUAGAACGUGCGCGAAAAUUGUGAUCGAAAAAGUUCGAACUAAGUCAAGUUGAUUUGUAACUUUUAGUGAUAGUAUUUAGGUUUAAGGAAAUAUGGCUUUGCAAGCCAUAUGCGGAGUUUUAGUGCUUCUCAUUGCUGCGUCCGCUUCAAAUUCGCUAACAUUGAACGAAGAAGCAACAGAUGAUAUCAUAUCAGCAGCGAAAGAAGCCGAAGAUGGUGAAAUCGCCAUCUUAGUUCGAGAGCCUCUCGGAACUAGCUCAGGCCGCGAGGAACUGCUGUAUGCAAAGGGCGCUGAAGAUCACUCUAUCACGCUGUAUUUUAAUUCAAAAAACAAUAAAGUUUACCUCGAGAGCCUGAAUGGUGGGCACCUAAAGUCGGUAUCAUGGGGUCUUGGAACUUCCAAUGGAUAUAUUACCUUGAUAGCUACUCGCUCAAGAGUUAAGAUCUACGUUGGAUGCAAGGCUUUAAAUUGGCAUCCUAUGUCUGGUAAACAUAACGUUCUCAAGCUUUUGGGCAGCCAAAAGCUAAAAUUGUAUUAUGAAAAUAAUACACCAAUAGAGGUACAUAAAAGCGAAAAAGCAGUAGCCCAGUCUAUGAAUUGCAAUCACCAUGAGCUGCUUCAGCCACCAACUCUAGUCACUGUUGAUUCUGAUGUAGAAGAAGUGCAAGACUUUAUAAAAAAAGAGGAACGAUUGAAACACGCAGAGGAAAUGCAGGGGGAUGAUCCAAGGAGUAAUUACAUAGAUCCCAGCAUAUAUCAGCCGUUGCCUCUACCCACAACGCCAUCUUCGCAAAGAGGGGAUAUCCCCCCUGCUGACAUAGAAUCAUGCGACGACGAGGUGAUCCGCCAACUGAAACUUCUGCGUCAGACCAUAGAACUGUUGCGUAGAGAAUUAGCCGAUCAAAAGGGAACUAUAAACAACCUUCAGAACCAGCUACGUAUAUGUUGUAACCGAGUUCCAGCGUCACCGGUCGAGAGAUGCACUGGCUCUUCAUGUUACCCUGGAGUGGAAUGCCGGAAUACCGCUAGCGGCGUGGAAUGCGGCCCCUGCCCCCCAGGAAUGGAGGGCGACGGCAAGCGCUGCAGACCCAUAUCCUGCAGGAGGAGGCCUUGCUCACAGGUGGAAUACUGCAUCGAUAGUGACCAAGGGUUCAGGUGCGAGAGAUGUCCCGGCAGACAGAGCAGUGACGGACAGACGUGCAGGUCGGCAUGUAGCUCCAACCCUUGCUUUGGAGGGCGUGUCCAGUGUCAAGAUCUCCCCGAUGGAAGGUAUCGGUGCGGAGCUUGCCCUGCUGGAUACACCGGAAAUGGCGAGGAGUGUGUGCGACUCGCAUGUCGACCCAACACAUGCCAUCCAGGUGUGGAAUGUCAAGAACUCCCUGAUGGGCAAUAUCGCUGCGGCACCUGCCCUGCGGGCUACUCCGGCGACGGCAAGCAGUGUGUCAGGCUUGUUUGUCAGCCAAACACGUGCUUUCCAGGGGUCGAGUGCCAAGAUCUUCCCGACGGACGAUAUCGCUGUGGUUCUUGCCCCAGUGGCUACACCGGCAAUGGCGAGCAAUGUGUCAGGAUAGCUUGCCAGCCAAACUCCUGCUUUCCCGGCGUAACUUGCGAGGAAACUGCUUCUGGACCUCGCUGCGGUUCCUGUCCGAGCGGUUACCUUGGUGACGGUCGGCGAUGCCAGAACUUAUGCGAAUCCCGGCGCCCUUGCGGCGAGAGGCGAUGUACUACUAUCACGACCAGCCCUUACUACCAAUGCGAAGGAUGCCCCAAGGGCUACGAGUGGAACGGAUAUACUUGCGUAGAUAUGGACGAAUGUGAUCUAAUCCGUCCAUGCGACGAGUUGGUAUCGUGUAGGAACGUGGACGGCGGCUUCAUAUGCGGUGCUUGUCCACCUGGGUACUCCGGCAGCUCUGGCUGGCAGGGGGCCGGGGACGAGAGGCGUCGGGAGACUUGCACUGACGUGGACGAGUGCUCGCUUGGACGAGAUGUGUGUCCUAGAGGCCGACUGUGUGUUAAUACACUCGGUUCAUUCACGUGCGUGCCCUGUGGUGGACACUACUAUGUGAACACGUCGCGGCCGUGCUUCGAGGCAGACUCUCUGAUUCGUCCGCGAUGCGACCCGGCGCGGUGUCGUCGCUUCAACGCUGUUUGUGGAUACGGAAUCAACUGCGUUUGCGCCACUGGAUGGGCAGGCAAUGGAACUGUUUGUGGACCUGAUAGCGAUUUGGACGGGUAUCCUGACCAUCAACUAUCGUGCCCUGACAUCCAUUGCAAUGCUGACAACUGCCCUCAAGUCUCCAACUCUGGGCAGGAGGAUGCUGAUAAAGAUGGCAUCGGUGAUUCUUGCGACACGGAUGCUGAUGGAGACGGGAUACCUAAUAUACCAGAUAACUGCCCGCUAAUACCCAACCCAGACCAGCUGGACCGCGACGAGGACCGGAGUGAUAAGCGCGGUGACGCCUGCGACAACUGUCCUCGGAAGUUUAACCCCGGACAAGAAGACGCGGACAGGGAUGGCAUCGGAGACAUUUGCGACCCUGACAUGGAUAACGAUAAUAUUUUAAACAAUCAGGACAAUUGUCCUCGUAUCUACAACCCGGAACAAGAGGAUAUGGAUGGCGACGGUAUAGGGGAUCUGUGUGACAACUGUCCGCGUGUAAGGAAUCCUACACAGGAGGAUUCAGACAGAGACAAUGUUGGCGAUUCUUGCGACAGCGACGUUGACCGCGACCAAGAUGGUGUUCAAGACGGAUUGGACAACUGUCCGAACCUGGCGAACAGUGACCAGCAGGACAUCGAUAAUGAUGGCAAGGGAGACGCCUGUGAUGACGACAUCGACAACGACGGUAUUCCCAACCUGACGGACAACUGCCCGCUGGUGUACAACCCUGAUCAAGCCGAUGCUAAUGCCGAUGGAUUGGGCGAUGUUUGUGACAACGACUACGAUGGCGACAACGUGACCAACGCGCUGGACAACUGCCCCAACAAUUCAAGAAUAUUUAGGACUGAUUUCAGAAACUACAUGACAGUUCGUUUAGAUCCCGAAGGUACUUCGCAACAGGAUCCCAAUUGGGAGAUAGCUAACGAAGGCGCGGAGAUCUUACAGACUCUGAACUCCGACCCUGGCCUCGCGGUGGGUUUCGACAGUAUCGGUGGCGUUGACUUCGAGGGAACACUGUUUGUUGAUUCGCAGAUUGAUGACGAUUAUAUUGGCUUUAUAUUUGGAUAUCAAAACAACAAACGUUUCUACGUGGUGAUGUGGAAGAAGAACACGCAAACAUACUGGCAGACGACGCCGUUCCGCGCCGUGGCCGAGCCAGGCAUACAACUCAAACUGGUCAACUCCAAGACAGGCCCGGGAAAGACUUUGAGGAACGCACUUUGGAAAACAGAGUCUACCCCCGAUCAGGUUAAACUGUUAUGGAAGGACCCUCGCAACGUUGGGUGGCGUGAGAGAACCGCCUACCGUUGGAGACUACUCCAUCGUCCCAAGAUCGGGCUCAUUCGUCUCAAGAUCUACGAGAACAACCGCUUAGUUGCCGACUCUGGUAACCAAUACGACUUCACUCUCAAGGGUGGUCGACUGGGAGUAUUCUGCUUCUCGCAAGAAAUGAUCAUCUGGUCUAAUCUCAUAUAUAGAUGUAAUGAUAAAAUUCCUACAAACAUCGUGUCAGAACUGCCACCUACGAUUAAGAAUAAGAAUUUAGAUAUAGAUCAUGACUUUGUGUACCUUUAGCGAUUCCCCACUAUCGAUUGUUACACUGUGUUAAUAAUGUUAUGUUGUUUGGUACAGUUAAUAUAAAAACAAAAAAAAUUAAACUAACAAAUUUUAUGAUGAACGCUGAUGUAUAUUCAAUGUACCUAACAUUUGAUAAAUUUCCGAAUCCGACUGUAACCACAGAAAAGUACAAAACAAAAACGAUUAACUCAAUGAUUUUUUAAACAUAUGUAUAUAGUUAAUACGUAGGUAUAGAUUUUUAAGAAUAAAUACAAAAUACAAAUGUUUUUA